AUGGAAGUAGUUAGGUGCCCCGAACACGGUGUCUUCUGUUUGCUGAAGACUGGCGUCCGCGAUGGUCCAAAUAAAGGAAAAAGCUUCUAUAUAUGUCCGGCGGACGCAUGCGGAUUCGUUCAGGCCACGAACAUUCCUGUUGCCUUUUGUUUAUUGCAUGAGAACUUUAUGGUAGAGCUUCAGGGUUUGCUUCUGCCAAAAGGCAAGGAAGAAUACAGAUUAUUCUUCCGAUGCACUAGAAGUAAGGCAGAGGGGAAGCAAUGGUGUGAAAGUAUUCCAUGGCAGGAUCCUAAUUCCAAAGAGCGUUCUGUAACCAGUAAGGCCCAGGAUGCCUCUGAAUCAUUUCAUCAUCUUUCUGCUCAGCAGAGAAAUCCAUUUAAAGUACUUGACAAGAAUCAGCAACCUUCUCUCUGGAGACAGCUCAUCAAAGGUGAUGGUGAGGAAGGGAUGGCAGAGAAGCAGCAAAGAGAAAAGGGAGAUCAGCUCUUGGAUGGAAAGAAGGAACAGAAGCCCGAAACGUCCAGCACUGUGGUCAAGAAAAACCAAUCUUCUGUUCCAGAGAAGAAGCAUGGGGAGAAAACAGAGUUCAGGGGUCGAACAGUGGAGACUGAAGACACGCAAAGAAGGAAUCUCUCUGAAAUUAGACCUAGACAUUGCCUUAGUGAUGGACUGAGGAAACCAACUGCUGCUUCUCAGGACAAAUCAAAUGGGGAGAGUCAUAGCAUCAUAAUAGAACCAGAGUCUCGGAAAGGAAAGGAAACAAGACUGUUAUCUGAAAAUGUUCACACUCAGAAUCCAAUUAGCAAGCUUCAGAAAGAAGGGCACAUCAGCAAGGAGCACUCCAAGACCUGCGAGGCUGGCAGCACAAAAGUGAAGGAUGACUCACGCAUGCAGACCAUCCACAAGAAGCUGUCUGAUGGGAAUGUCCAAGGGCACUCAGGGAGGCCUGAGGUGCCUGCUGCAUCACAAGCGACUGCCCAGCCUGCAGCACCAGCAGCAGGCCUUUCCUGGGGAGAGGGACAGGAGGCUGACACAAGCAGCAGCAGUGACAGUGAAGAAGAGGAUGUUAUUUUUGUUUCCUCUGAGCCAGGGAACCUCCUGCCUAGCCUGACUUUGGUACCACAGAAGAAGGAGAAUCUUAAACUAUUUUCCCAAAAUGAACACAGAAAGAUCCCUCCUGUCUCAGGUGUUUGCAAAAAGGCAGAGUCUUCAGACCCAGCAGGCCAGCGAGUAUAUCUCACAACACAGCUGAAACAAAAGAAGAGUAUACUAGCAUCAGUGAACAUCCAGGCUCUUCCAGACAAGGGUCAGAAGUUGCUCCAGCAAAUCCAGGCGUUAGAGGAUGCAGUCAGUGCUCUUUCCCUCUCCCCAGAACAAGAAACUAAUGAGAAGAGUAACACCCAAAUAUCACCACAGAGUAGCUGCAUCAAGACCACCCCUGACCCUCCUCACUUGGUGCCUCCCGAGCCCCUGCACCAUCAGGAUCCUCAGUGCCCUGGUGCUCUAGGACUGAAAACUGAAGGACCCAGUCACCCCUAUGCAGGUCAUACAGGUCAAGAUCGCCUUCAUGCUGGGUGGAAAAUCAUAAGUGAAGCCAUUGAUGAAUUGCAUCGAUCAUUUGAGUCAUGUCCUAAUGAGACAGCAGUGGCAGAAGAUCCUCCAGGGUUGAAGGUUCCUUUGCUUCUGCACCAGAAGCAGGCAUUGGCCUGGUUACUAUGGCGGGAAAGUCAGAAGCCACAAGGGGGAAUUCUGGCGGAUGAUAUGGGUUUAGGAAAGACUCUAACAAUGAUUGCAUUUAUCCUAACCCAGAAGAAUCAACAGAAAGACAAAGAAAAGGACAACACGCCAAUUACGUGGCUCUCUAAAGGUGAGUCUUCUAGCUUUGUUUCCCAUGGAACAUUAAUCGUGUGUCCUGCUUCCCUGAUCCAUCAUUGGAAAAAUGAAGUAGAGAAACAUGUGAGCCACAACAAACUAAGAGUCUAUCUCUAUCAUGGGCCAAACCGGAAUCAGCGUGCAAAAGUCCUCUCCUCAUAUGACGUAGUGAUCACUACCUAUAGUCUUCUGGCCAAGGAGGUUCCCACAAAGAAGCAUGAGGGAGAGGUCCCAGGUGCAAACCUUAGUGUGGAGGGCAUCUCUGUACCCUUGCUUCAAAUAGCCUGGGCUCGAAUUAUAUUGGAUGAAGCACACAAUAUUAAGAAUCCCCGAGUGCAGACCUCCAUUGCCGUGUGUAAGCUACAGGCCCAGGCACGCUGGGCUGUCACAGGAACCCCCAUUCAGAACAACCUGUUGGACAUGUACUCCCUGCUGAAGUUUCUUCGUUGUUCUCCAUUUGAUGAGUUCAGUCUUUGGAAGAAUCAGGUUGACAAUGGCUCAAAGAAAGGAGGAGAAAGGUUAAGUAUUUUAACCAAGAGCCUUCUGCUGAGGAGAACCAAGGACCAGCUGGACUCCACUGGCAAGCCUUUGGUGGUGCUACCCAAGCGUAAAUUUCAGUUGCAUUCUUUAAGGCUUUCAGAAGAUGAAGAGAGUGUUUACAGUGUCUUUUUUGCAAGAUCAAGGUCAGCUCUGCAGUCCUAUCUAAAAAGACAUGAAAAUGAGAUCAACCCUUGUGGAAAAAGCCCUGAUAACCCAUUCAGUAGAGUGGCACAGGAGUUUGGAUCCAGUGCGCCUGGACACUGUACAGUAGCAAGCUCCCAAGGAUCCAGCACCAUCCACAUACUGUCCCAGUUGCUGAGACUCCGUCAGUGUUGCUGCCAUCUGUCUUUACUGAAGUCGGCCCUGGAUCCGACCGAACUGAAGAGUGAAGGCCUUGUGCUUUCCCUCGAAGAGCAGCUCAGUGCAUUGACCCUCUCCGAACUCCACAAUCCAGAUCCAUCUUCCAUGGUUUGCCUUAAUGGCACGUCUUUCAAGGCGGAGCUUUUCAAAGACGCUCGAGAGAGCACUAAGAUAUCAUCUCUGUUGGCAGAAUUGGAGGCAAUCCGAAGAAAUUCAGAGUCCCAGAAGAGUGUCAUUGUUUCCCAGUGGGCCAGCAUGCUUAAGGUUGUAGCAUUGCACCUUGAGAGACGCGGACUGACUUACGCCACCAUUGAUGGCUCUGUCAACCCCAAACAGAGGAUGGACUUGGUUGAGGCAUUCAACAGUAAUUCCAAGGGCCCACAGGUUAUGCUAAUCUCACUCUUGGCUGGAGGUGUUGGUCUGAACUUGACAGGAGGAAACCACCUUUUUCUUCUUGACAUGCACUGGAAUCCAUCACUUGAAGAUCAAGCUUGUGAUCGCAUUUACCGAGUAGGGCAGAAGAAAGAUGUUGUCAUACACAAAUUUGUUUGUGAGAGAACAGUAGAAGAGAAGAUACUACAGCUCCAAGAAAAAAAGAAAAAUCUGGCCAAACAGGUCCUGUCGGGAUCAGGAGAAUCUGUCACCAAGCUCACUUUGGCCGAUCUCAAAGUUCUUUUCGGCAUUUAA
Elephantulus edwardii (Cape elephant shrew) is the source of this 3459-nucleotide messenger RNA. RefSeq names its product transcription termination factor, RNA polymerase II (gene TTF2). The record is from RefSeq and is a predicted model, not a curated record. Gene Ontology annotation, molecular function: ATP-dependent chromatin remodeler activity; zinc ion binding; ATP binding. Bases 1 to 3459 code for a protein of 1152 amino acids. NCBI's taxonomy places the organism in Eukaryota, Metazoa, Chordata, Mammalia, Macroscelidea, Macroscelididae. The transcript is spliced from 23 exons.